This is a messenger RNA of Anneissia japonica, 494 nucleotides long. RefSeq lists its product as uncharacterized. The transcript has 8 exons. NCBI's taxonomy places the organism in Eukaryota, Metazoa, Echinodermata, Crinoidea, Comatulida, Comatulidae. Bases 159 to 494 code for a protein of 111 amino acids. The record is from RefSeq and is a predicted model, not a curated record.
AACAACAACAACAUAACAGGCCAUGUCCAGCGAAGAAACGGUUCUCGGCCAAUUGGUCCACUGAUCGGGAAAAUAAAAGGAAAAAGCUUGAAAGGAAAAUAAAUCAGGAAGACAUAAAUUCUCAGUUUGAUGGAAUCAGAAAAAGAAUACUAGACGUGAUGCAACAAAAAGUUGUGGAGGCGAACGACAGACUCGUAGAAUUUAUGGGGAAUCCAUAUAAUGUGCUAUGCCGCGAGAGGGAAAUGGCAGGGUUCGCUGCCGACCAAAUAGACGAAGAUGCAUACGUUCAUAUGUGUGAUUUGGUGAUCCGAAAAAUGUGCUACAACACGUAUGCUGGAGAGCCAUACCUUUCACCAAUGGUACUCCUUGUUCAGGGACUGCCUAAGACAGCAGAAUUUAAUCAGUUUUGCGGAGCUGAUACAAUGAACACAGACAACUAUUUGAGAUGCGUUGCAUUUAAAGAAGCGGUAGUUUACCUGGUGCUACAGAAAUGA